Messenger RNA from Mytilus californianus (California mussel), 3543 nucleotides. Its product is annotated as ankyrin and armadillo repeat-containing protein-like. Gene Ontology annotation, molecular function: protein binding. The transcript has 7 exons. The record is from RefSeq and is a predicted model, not a curated record. Bases 328 to 2877 code for a protein of 849 amino acids. NCBI's taxonomy places the organism in Eukaryota, Metazoa, Mollusca, Bivalvia, Mytilida, Mytilidae.
UGUAUACUUUUUAGGAUGAAUUAGGAGAAUAAUUUAGAAUUUCGACCACUACUAUAUAUAGUCAUGUUCGCUGAAAUUUGAUCAACUACAUGUAAACUGCGACAUGGCAACCGACGCGAUUGUAAUCAGAGACCCCAAACCUUACGUUGUGGAACAGAACACCGUGACAUAUACACUUGGUAAUAGUUUCUUUAAACACUUUCAUUGUUUACUACUAUAUGCUUCAUUUCUAUACAUGUAAGAUAUCUUUUGAGUUUUUGAUGUUGUGAGCAUGUACUUGUCAACCAAAAUCCGAUUUUAGAUAGACAAUCUAAACAGAAGACUAUAAUGGCAGAAAUUGUAGAGUUUGACUCACAGGGAUGGAAUCAGAUUCACAGGGCAGCUCAUGGAGGUUAUAUACUGGAAGUGGACUUCAAUUUGAAUGAAAACAGGGAUUUAUUAGAACUGGAAACAAAAGAUGACAAGCUGAUGACACCGUUUUUGUGCGCUGUUGACGGGAAUAAAAUGAAAGCAGUGAAAUAUCUACUGGAAAGUGGUGCGCGUACGGAUGUGAUAAACGCACAGAAUCAUGGAGCUGUGGAAAUAUGUGCAUUAAAGAUAUACAUAGAAAUGCUAAAAUAUCUUAUUGAGAUCGAUAAUCCAAUGAUUCCAGUUUGGAAAAAUUUGAUCCGUUUUUUUGAUUCCGAGAGCGAAGAAGAGGCUGAAGCAGCAGGGAAAUGUCUUCGGGUACUAACUGAUCGUUUGGAAAACGGUAAUAUAAAUCCUUCAUGGGAACAAUUUUACAACAACGGCGGUGUAAAUGUAGUUAUUCGUGUUGCAAGAAGUUCGCUAAGUGAUGAAGCAAAAAUUCCAGCAUUUCAGACACUUCUGAAUCUGAUAGAAAGACUAGAAGUUCAAGAACAAAUCUCGUCAAGUGGCGGGAUUAUCGCAUUUAUUACCCUUCUGAAGUCAACCAACCACUAUGUUAUACAGUUGUCUGCAGAAAUACUUGAUUCGCUUGCAAAGAAUACAACCUACGCAUUGCAAAUUAGUCAAAACAAUGGUAUUCCGGCUUUAGUUAAAGUUCUCCAAGAUAUCCACGACUACGAAGUAUUGAUCCCCGCAGUACACUGCCUUGGUAACCUCGCAGAAUCAGAGACAAAGAUUCAAGCUCAAGUAGGAACUUCGCACGGUUGCAUCCCACAAUUAGUAGUUCUGUUUGAAGAAUUUCAUGAGCACAGUUUCUUAGUAACUCUGAGUAACGUUGUUGGAAAAAUUGCAAACAACGAUGAAACCAAUCAAAAUAAUUUUAUUAAUGCUGGAAUUGUUCCUCAUAUUAUAUCUCUAUUAAGCAUAAGAAGCAGCAGAGAUAUACAAAUGUCUGCAGUCGACACCAUAUACAAACUCUCUAUAGGAAAUGAUUCGACACAGAAGGCUAUGGUUGGAGAAAACAUUCAUGAACACAUGCUGAAAAUGUUGCGAGUGACACGAAUUGUUGUUAUCCAAGAAAAGACAGCUCUUGCGCUUUGGGCUAUUUCGGGUUCAGACUUCGAUAUAAAGCGAUACAUUGCAGAACAGAUCGGAGUAUUUUUAUUAGUACAAUUUGCAAAUGCUUUAUCUUCAGAUAAACUUCAUUUUAUGGGAUCAGAAUGCUUGUGUAUUUUAGCACAAGGUCCCUUAAAUUACCAGACAGAAAUAGCAAAAUCUCACGGAAUACCAGCAUUGCUGAAACUUCUCAGCUCUUCAAAGGUUUACAUUGUAUUGAGUGUUAUACGGACGUUACGAUUUAUUUGUCUUGGUGUUGGAUAUGUGCCAAACCGAAACAAUCAGAACACAUUGUUACGUCUGGGGUCUAUAAAAAACUUAAUGGCAUUGAUGGUCCUUUCCGAAGAUGAGACCGUACAAAUUGAGGCAGCCAUUGCACUUGCAGCUGUUUCUUUAGGUAACCAGCACGUGCUUGAUGAAAUCAAGAAAUUUCCAGAAUUUACAUAUGUUCGGAUUCUUAAACUUAUGUACUCAGCCGAUCCAAAUGUACGACUCCUAGCAGGUUUAGCUCUUGCUACAUUUGCAUACAACAAUCUGGCGGAACAGAAAGAAAUAGCAGAACAAGGAGGUGUUAGGUUUAACAGUUUCCGCCCAUUCCUCCACUCAGAGACAGAAUUAUUCCGGUGUUUAGGUGCUUUUCAGGUUGUAGUUUUAGCAAGAAUCAUACCGGACACUGAACAGGCUUUAUCGUCUGCUGCUGGAAUCAAAUUACUUAUAGAUCUGGUACAGGAUUCAACAGACAAUGAAAUUUUAGCGUUAUCUUGCGAUUGUAUUGCCAGACUGUCUCAUACAAGAGCAGGAAUUCCGUCUGCAUUCCUCUCCAUUGACACAGUAGACCAUCUUUGUCACUUACUUCUGAAAAAUGUUGAACAAGUCCGAGGAUGUGCAGCCAUUGCACUGGGUUAUUUGUCAUUUAAUCAUACUGGCGAACGACAAAUACUCAACAGAUGUAGAGCAAAUCCAUAUAGGAUGAAAAUUCUACUACAUUAUACUCAAAGAAGUAAAAUAAGUCCAGCAAUGUUGGAAGGUUGGAGACAUUACAGAAAAGUGGGUCUGCCUCCUAUUGAUGAAGAUCAGCAAAAUCUGAUUGGUUAUAACCCACCAGGAAAUGGACCAAUCACACCAAGUGAUGAAACUAAUCAUUCAAGCAAUACCAGUCCAGUAACACAAUAUCUGGCAGGGAAAGACAGCCGCCUGACCAACAGAACCUCUAGGUCUGGAUCAAAACAACAUGAAGAAGGAACUAUAACAGGGACAUCUCUACUGCAUACUGAAGCAUCCUUCAAGUCGAGUAACCUCUCAUUGGAUUUAGUGGAUUCACUCCGAUCAACUUCUACAGAUACAAAAUCUUGACUGCCUCAUUUGGAUUGAACUAAUAUAUAUGGUCUUCAACUUAUUCACCUGAGAUUGUUUUCAUAAAAUAUCAUACAAGAAAAAAAUACUGUUUACGUCAAGAACAUUUCCUUUCAGCUUUUUGUCAACAUUAAAUGUAAGAAUUGUUUGUAAUAUAAAAAUAAGGAGAUGAGGUAUGAUUGCCAAUGAGACAACUAUCCACCAAAUUUCAAAUAAAGUGGAUGUAAGCAAUUAUAGGCAACCGUACGGCCUUCAACAAUGAGAAAACCCCAUACCAUAUAGUUGGCUAUAAAAGGAAAAUCUUUCUUAGCAUGAUUGUAUUUUAAAGUAAAAAUUAUGUACCAUUUACAAAGAUACAGGAUAUUUUAUAGAUUUAUGUUGACUGUCUCAUUCAAAUGAUUAAAAAAAAAAAAGAUCACCAAUUAGGGCCCCAAAGAAUACUUGUCUCCUGUAUAGGAGGGUCUAGAUGAUGGUCCUUCAUUUCUGUUUUCUUUAAUUUUUUAUGUCAUUUUUCUCUAUUGUUUAUAUUUUAAAUUUAUUUAUUUCAGAGUAUUUUUUUUCUACAUAGAACAUAAAUUCAGCUGCUUAUAUUAAGCAAAGGGCAUAACAGAAUGAGUACAAAACUAUAUUUUUGAAAUGCACAAAUAAAAAUUGAGAAGUAUGCAA